Vidua macroura (Pin-tailed whydah) is the source of this 1794-nucleotide messenger RNA. Its product is annotated as inositol 1,4,5-triphosphate receptor associated 1-like. Bases 1 to 1716 code for a protein of 571 amino acids. Lineage: Eukaryota; Metazoa; Chordata; Aves; Passeriformes; Viduidae. The transcript is spliced from 17 exons. Gene Ontology annotation, cellular component: endoplasmic reticulum membrane. The record is from RefSeq and is a predicted model, not a curated record.
AUGCGGUUGCUCUGCCCCGCGGGGAGGCUCCGCCAGCAGCCCCGAGCCGCGGACUGCCGGCCACGCCGUGUCCCCCGAGCCCCCUCCCGGGCUGAUGGGGGCCCAACAGAGCUGAGUGCCCGGUCCGAGCUGGGUGGCCCCAGCAUCUGCCUUCGGCUGCUUGAGAGGAGUUCAGGCAGCUGCGUGUCUCGUAUCUUUUCCAUCUGUAACACAAAGAUAAGGAGCGAGCGUCUGCGAGGCUGUCAGAGCUGCGGGAAAGCAGCAGCCGGCGGGGUCUGCCGCAGCUCUGAUGGAUUGAGCACUUUGCAGCCGGGAGCAGCCCUCCAGAGCGCUCUGAUGCUCGCUGAUGCCUCCACGCUAAGCAGAGGAGCUCGAAGCUCCUGCUGGGUGUGCUGGUCCUGGAGCCUCUGCACUUCCCAAAUGAAGCCACUCGAAGGGACCUCGCUGGGACAGGGGGAGGAGGAGGCGCAGGGACCGGCCCAGGGGCGCCGGCGGCGGCAGCGGCAGAGGACGAGCUGCCGACCCACCCCCUCACCUCGGAGGGAGCAGCAGGCAGAGCUGUCCGGGCUCACCACAUCUCCGGAUGAAGGCAGGAUGAGCAGUCCCCAGGGACACCCAGGCGGGGCUCUGGCCAGCAGCGAGCAGAGCGUGGAGCAAGUCAGCGAGGAGCCAGGCAGGGCCGUGCAGGAGCAGGCUGUGCACCCUGGGGACAGUGACAGGACUAAAGAAGAUGCAGAAACCCUGGAGGAGCCGCUGCUGAGUCUCCCCAGUGAGCUCUCAGUGCUGGACAGACUUGGCUUGCACAGGGUUGCUUUGACCGAGCAGGAUCUGGAGGCAGCCUUUGCCCACCUCGCCCUGGCUUUUCGCUGCGACGUGUUCACCCUGCAGCAACGGGUGCAGGUGGAGAAACGGGCACGGGAUGCAGCAGAGGAAAACAUCCAGGAGGAGCUGGGGCAGUGCCAGGCUGCCCUGGAGAGGCUGGGCCGAUCCUGUGCCAAUGCAGGCUGCAAGGAGACGCUGGAGCAGCUGCAGCACAGCCUGGCCGUGCUGUCAGCGGCCGUUGAGCGGGCAACCAGUGCUGCAGAGAAGCUGGGGGCUGUACACCAGGAGGCCCGGAUGAGCCGGGCAGCAGAGGUGAUGGUCCAGCACGUGGAGAACCUGAAGCGGCACCACACGCGGGAGCACGCGGAGCUGGAGGAGAUGAAGCGCCUGAUCCAGCAGAACUCCCGCAACCGGCAGCUGGCGGAGACCCAGGAUGAUGUGGAGCCACGGCUGAGACCUCACCCCCUGAAGAGAACUUUCCAGCAGGGGUCUGCCCGCCGCAGAGUCAGCAUCGCCGUCAUCCCCAAGCAGCUCUUGCCAGGUGCCAGCCCUGAGAGCCGAGCAGCCCCAGCAGGUGGCCUGGAGCCAGAGGGGGCCCAGCGCUGGCCCAGCAUCCAGAGGAGCGAGCUGGAGCCACAGGGCCAGGACAGCGCCGUGACCGGGAAGCUGGUGGCAGAGGCAGAUGGCAGAGGCUCAAGCACAGGCAACGAGGAGCCAGAGCAGCUUGGGCUGACGUCCAAGGGGUCUGCAGCGGAGCUGUGGCGUCCAUGGCUCUUCUUCCCACAGCACUACUGGGUUUUCUUCUGGCUGCUUCUCCUGAGCAUCGCCUUCCUCCUCCUCGUCCGUGUCCUGGAGCUGCAGCGGCUGCAGUCUGCAGCAUCAUCCAAGGCCUAGCUGGACCAGGGAGGGGGAGCUGAGAGGCAUCUCUGCUCCUUCCCCACGUCCUAAAACACCAAAACACUAGAAUAAUAA